ACCUUUCCCAGAAAACCCUAACGCCGAGUAUAUAAGGCUAGGAAAACCAGCGUAGCCGCCUCUUCUCUUCGUCCCCUUCCGUUCCCCGAAUUCAGAGCUCUACGCAGGGACAGAGAUGGCGACGGAGGAAGCGAAGGUAGUGAUCCCGGAAUCGGUGUUGAAGAAGAGGAAGAGGGAGGAGGAAUGGGCUCUUGCGAAGAAAUCGGCGGCGGAGGCGAAGAAGAAGAAGGAUCGGGAGAAUAGAAAGCUUAUCUUCACCAGGGCCCAGCAAUACUCCAAGGAGUACGAAUCGCAGGAGAAAGAGAUGAUCCGUUUGAAGCGGGAGGCUAGGAUGAAGGGCGGAUUCUAUGUUUGCCCUGAGGCUAAGUUGCUGUUCGUGAUCCGCAUUAGAGGUAUCAAUGCUAUGCACCCAAAAACCCGAAAGAUCUUGCAGCUUUUACGCCUGAGACAGAUAUUUAAUGGGGUUUUUCUGAAAGUUAACAAGGCAACGAUGAACAUGUUGCGGAGGGUGGAGCCUUAUGUGACAUAUGGGUACCCCAACUUGAAGAGUGUUAGGGAAUUGAUUUACAAGCGGGGUUAUGGAAAGCUGAACAAGCAAAGGGUCCCUUUGUCGGACAAUUCAGUCAUCGAACAAGGUUUGGGCAAGCACGACAUCAUUUGCAUUGAGGAUCUUGUUCAUGAGAUCCUCUCUGUUGGCCCACACUUCAAGGAGGCGAACAACUUCCUAUGGCCUUUCAAGCUGAAAGCACCACUGGGUGGUUUGGAGAAGAAGAGAAAUCAUUAUGUUGAAGGUGGUGAUGCUGGAAACCGUGAAGACUACAUCAACGAGCUCAUCAGAAGGAUGAACUAGGUUUCAAGGUUAUGUUAUCAUCUUUUCUCGUGGAAAGUAAUGAGUUUUCUGAUAUUAAGUUUACUUUACAUCAGGAAGUGGAGUAACAUGAAUUUGCAGUUUUGUUGUUUCGAGCUGGAUGUUAGACAUGUUUCCAGUUAUUGGCGUUUAGUCGUGCCCCUUUUCUUUUUUGAUAGAUGUUCCGUUUUAUUUUGCAAUUAUGCGUUUAUUUCGAACAACAAUGCGUGCAAGUCAGAGUAAUUUGUUAGUUUGAGAAAAGUUUUCCCCUUUAAAGUUUCUUGCUUUUGACUA
Ananas comosus (pineapple) is the source of this 1141-nucleotide messenger RNA. RefSeq names its product 60S ribosomal protein L7-2. The record is from RefSeq and is a predicted model, not a curated record. Gene Ontology annotation, molecular function: RNA binding; structural constituent of ribosome. The transcript is spliced from 7 exons. The coding region runs from base 116 to 850 and encodes 244 amino acids. Gene Ontology annotation, biological process: maturation of LSU-rRNA from tricistronic rRNA transcript (SSU-rRNA, 5.8S rRNA, LSU-rRNA). Gene Ontology annotation, cellular component: cytosolic large ribosomal subunit. NCBI's taxonomy places the organism in Eukaryota, Viridiplantae, Streptophyta, Magnoliopsida, Poales, Bromeliaceae.